This is a messenger RNA of Apiotrichum porosum, 2757 nucleotides long. RefSeq lists its product as uncharacterized. NCBI's taxonomy places the organism in Eukaryota, Fungi, Basidiomycota, Tremellomycetes, Trichosporonales, Trichosporonaceae. The transcript is spliced from 4 exons. The record is from RefSeq and is a predicted model, not a curated record. Gene Ontology annotation, molecular function: protein binding. Bases 1 to 2757 code for a protein of 918 amino acids.
AUGUCGUCGGCCGCCCAACCUCCAAGCCUGAUGGCACCUGCCCCAGGUCUGGUCGGCCACGAGACGCAGCAGCGCCCGGGAAACAAUGCUGUCAACAAGAGCUCGCGCGCACGCCCAAACAAAAAUCAGUACGGCUGGGGCAACCUCCCGUCACAUCUCAUCCACAACAUCCUCACCACUGUCAACGAUACCGACACCCUCGAACGCGACGUUCGCCGCAUCCCCCAGCCGAACGUUCCUGUUGCCCUCGCCGUCCUCUGUCGCCAGACGCUCGUGGGCCUCCGCCUCGUGUCGAGCGGCUGGCGCGACGCCGUCGACUCGCAUCCCUUUUGGCAACAGUAUCUCUUGAUCUUGCGUCCCGAUGUAAAGGACGAGCCCGCGCGCCAGUCCCAGUCGCUCUUUGAUCUGGCACACAAGGCGACACACGGUGUGUGCUUGCCCUGCAUGAUCAUUACCAACCGCCGGCUGGUCACCUCGGCAGACGGCACGACAAUGACCUCUAUGCUCGGCAAGUUGCCAACUUGCAGGCACCAUCUGGAAAAGUUUUGCACGCAUUGCCUACGCAUAAACCCCAUCCCCCCAAACUCGCACCUUGGACUGAAGCCAAGUGAAAAUGGUGACCAGGACGAACACGGACGCCCUCGUCCCCGCGGCCGCUGGGUCGUCUGCUACCACUGUCGCGAGGUAGCCAUGGCAGUCGCCGUUCGUCGCGAACUGGUAGAGUGCGCCCGUGGCGGUCCCGUCUUGGGAAUCACUGCGCCCUUCCAUAUGACGCAGUCGUAUCGCGAGUAUACCCUGGCUGGCCGUGGCCGAGUCGACAGCAUGGCCAAGCGUGCUGUUGACGAAAUGUGCCUCAUGCAGCAAACGCGCUGGGUCGAGAUCGAGGCCUGCAUGACCGACCUCCAACGUCACCUUAUCAAGCUCCGUUGCAUCUUUUAUGACACUCGCCAGCCACGUCCCUCGCCGCACGACUUGGACUUGUGGAACCAAUACUGCAACCGCAUCUGGGCUAUGGGCGCCGGCGACCCACCCGACCUCGGAUACAUGUACCGCUUGUGGGCCAACGACAUUGAGACCAGAGAGUACACCGAGCACGACUGGCGCGAGGACUAUGAGCGGUCCCGAUCCAUGGAGCCCCCACGCCUUUGGCCGUUCCUCCGCGAAAAGCUCGUCCACCAGUGCAUCGACUACUGGAUCAACGACCGCGUUCAAAAUGGAUACUGGAUCAUGCCAUCAGACGAGGUCGAACAGGCAAUGUCACUCCCGGAGACGAUCCACACUCGGUUCACUGCCCAGGACGUGCGCCACCCCCACAGUGACGCGCCUCUUGCCAUCUCGGACCACCGUUUCACUGGUCGUUUCCAUUUCGGAUCACCAGCCAUCCACAGCCAGUACUACCUUCCCUCCAGCCGCCUCUUGGCCGCCAUGGACGAGAAGUUUACGUCUCAGCUGGGCGAAUGCAUUCGCCAGCCCCUCUACGACAUUGUCGAAUGUCACCGCAUGCAGAGCCGCGAAAACCUCGACGCUGCCGAGACACAUUUCUGGGGUCUUCACGAGGCGUGGAUUGAUGGCGGGUUGGCGAACACGCGUUCGCUGACACUUGUGGCCCACACGCCCUCUGAUCCCGGUGGUGGUACCGUUGUCUCCGACCUUUCCUCGCCUGCUGUGGGUCCCGAGUCGCCACGUUCCGCACCAAAGUCACCGCAUAUCGAGCUGGUCCUGGAUGAAUCCCACGUCCACGAGGACUUUGGCAUUGUUGACGGGUGGAGCUCGUCUGUGCGCGAUGAAGACGCCUUGUCAACGUCACCAGAAGCCACUCCCCCUGCCGACGUGUCCCCAAUGUCGACGUCGCCCAAGUUGGGGAAGCGCAAGUCCACAGAAGAAGACAAGUUUGCGUCUGAGGAUCGUCCGCAGCGCCCCCGCCUCAGUUCUGGCCAGACAUCGCACACGAGCGAGGGCUCCUCCACGCCCGCACUCGUGACGCCAGACGACAGUCCUGACCUGUUGGCUGGCACCAUCCAGCUCGCCGACGAGGCUGCCGUGACAGCGCAUGUCAUCGAUGGCGCGGCACUCAACGGCGACAUCAAUGUCGCCAUCAGCCGUAACGGCAGCGUUGGCGAUGCCCCAACUUCACCAAACCUGGGCAAGCGCAAGUCUCCCGAAGACGACGAGCGUGAGCAGCGGCCGGCCCGCCGCCACGAGUCGCGUCCCCCCUCGGAGCAUGAACUGGUUGACGGGGACAAGGGAGACGCCGUCUGUGAAGAUGUCGUGACCGCAAGCGCUGAGCGCGAAGUUGCCCGGGCCGAAGACAUCAAGGUCACAUGCCAAGACGAGGUCGUCACCAGCAUUGAAACACCAGUGCCAGAAAAGCAAAACAUUAUGGCGACGCUGGCGCCCGUAGAACCUCCUGUUGCGCCAAAGACCGAAUCUGCCACGCCCGUCUCUGUCGAGUCGACCGGCAUCCGGAGCCCAUACUUUGACUCUCCCGCACGUGCCGUCUCGCCCUCGUCAUCACUCAUGUCCUCUGAGUUUGAUGAGUCAGAAUUCAGUGACGGGUACGCGCCAUAUGUUCCUUGCCCGUAUGUCAAGCUCGGCCCGGGUGCGACAGCCAUUAUCCGCGACGAGUGGUACCGCGCCCGCGAGCCGCUUCGCGAGUGCCAGUGCAGGAUCUGCCACCGCGCGCGCAAAGACGAGAACGACCGCAUACUGUUCAGCAACUUUGGAAGUCUGGAGAACCAGAUCUUGCGUAUUGCCUGA